Messenger RNA from Juglans microcarpa x Juglans regia, 2218 nucleotides. RefSeq names its product YTH domain-containing protein ECT1. Gene Ontology annotation, biological process: mRNA destabilization. The coding region runs from base 189 to 1943 and encodes 584 amino acids. The record is from RefSeq and is a predicted model, not a curated record. Lineage: Eukaryota; Viridiplantae; Streptophyta; Magnoliopsida; Fagales; Juglandaceae. Gene Ontology annotation, cellular component: cytoplasm. Gene Ontology annotation, molecular function: mRNA binding. The transcript is spliced from 10 exons.
CGUCCAAUCACCGCUAAGGGUUUCUCUUUUCCUUCUCCUUACCACACUGCCUCUCCCCCCCCCUUCUCCGCACAUCGGAAACCGCUUUUCGGACCAAAAAAAGGGGUUUCCGAUUCAUUCCGAUUCAUAUCGCGCCGAGCCGUGUUGAUCCUCGUUUUAGAGGGGAAUUCGAAUUUUGAAGAUAGACAAUGGCUGGUGAAAAGAGUAUCGAGAAAUCUGAGCCUGGGGCUGCAGGAGGGUUGAAGUUGGAAUCUGUUAUAGAAUUGCGUGAGCAAGAAGUGAUUUCUGGAAAUGACGGGGUACCAUCUAAGUUAACCUCCUCUAUACCUUCUUCAGCAGAUGCUACCUCUAGCACCAAAGGUGAGACUGAUCGUGAGUCAGUUGGAGAGCAGGGUGUUUUCCAUCCACCUACUAGCUGUUACAAUUAUUAUUACCCAGGAUUUAAUGGAUCCUUUACUCAGUCGGAUGAUAAUUAUAAUCUUAAAGGAGAUGGUUCUCAGACAGGUAUUCAAGACAAUGGUUCAGUGGUCUAUUAUCUGCCGGGCUAUAACCAAUUUGCUUCUGGAUCUCUUGUGGGUGCUGGUGGCCAGUGUGCUGGUCAGCAACAAUAUUUUCCUUCCUCAGGAUAUCUUCAGCAACCUGUUUCCUAUGGAUCAGAAGCUGUGCCUUGUUAUUCAUGGGACCCAACAUUUGUUGGGGAUGUUCCAAAUGGAACUGCCACUGGUGUUACAAAUGUGAAAUGUGCUUCAGGUUCUACUCCUCUUGCAAAGUCAAAUGACUUUUACUCUAUGAAAUCAAAUGGCAACACUGCUAGCAAAAUUUCGAAUUCUCUUCCUCAUACACAACCUAUCAGGACACUAAACAAGGUGCCUUAUGUGGGUUCUGACUUCUCAAAAGGCCUUUUGAAGGAUUACCACCCGAUUGGAAAGUUUUCUUCAUUUACUUACCAAAAACAAGGUCUGCUACCGCACAAUGGUCAAAUGAACUACAGACCAAAUGGAAGAGCAGGGAAUUUAAAUGACAGGUAUAAGUCAAGAGACAAAUUCAACUGGACUGGAGAACUUGAAGCCUUGACUGAACUAACUCGUGGUCCUAGGGCACACGCCAAGAGCUCUCCUUUAGACUCAUCGGGUGAAAAGGAAGCGUUUGGGUUCUCUGUCCAUAGAGAUCAAUACAACCUUGACGAUUUUCAAACUGAUUAUGAAAAUGCAAAGUUCUACAUCAUCAAGUCUUAUAGUGAAGAUGAUAUUCAUAAGAGCAUUAAGUACGAUGUUUGGUCUAGUACCCCAAAUGGAAAUAAGAAGCUAGAUGCAGCAUUCCGUGAUGCUGAAGCAAAAGCCACUCAGAAAAGUAGCAGGUGUCCAAUCUUUCUUUUCUUCUCGGUUAAUGGAAGUGGACAGUUUGUGGGCGUUGCUGAGAUGGUUGGGCAGGUGGACUUUAAUAAAGACAUGGACUUUUGGCAACUUGACAAGUGGAAUGGGUUCUUCCCAGUGAAAUGGCAUAUAAUAAAAGAUGUUCCUAAUGGUCAGUUGCGGCACAUUAUCCUGGAGAACAAUGAUAAUCGGCCUGUAACCUUUACCCGGGACACUCAAGAGAUCGGACUUAAUCAAGGCUUGCAGAUGCUUUGUAUUUUUAAGAGCUACACAGCAAAAACAUCUUUGUUAGAUGAUUUCAAAUUUUAUGAAAGUAGAGUGAGGUCUCUUCAUUCCAAGAGCAGUAAGCCUGCAACUCUGCAAAUGGAUAUGUACAGUAACGGAGAUUUUUCUAACAUUAAACCAGGAGAAAGGAAUAUUGAGGUGGAAUCUGGAGGCAUCAAGAGAACUACCAAUCCCAGUUCUCUUAUCAAUCUCACAAAAAAUCUUUCCCUCAAUGCCUGCCCUGCCCCUCAGAAGAGUAUUUCUGUAAAGAAUCCUCCUACAGAUAAUUGUAUUCCUUUGGUCUGAGCAGCGUCGGCAUUUUAGAGUUUUUAGGUGUAGUUGUCAAGAUAUAGGCUGACCGCCACCCCUUCUUUUUUCUCCCCUUCGUUUCCUGUUCAAAUUUAUUGUAUUUUCAAGUUGUUGCGUGUUUUCUUUUUAUGCAUAUCCUUUGAGUCCUGCCAAAUGUUAGUUGAGAUAUGGUUUGGGUAAUUAGUUUGUAGUUUUGUGCUUGAAUCAAGAUUGCAUCACUGAGAUGAUGUUAGCAUUUUGUUUCUCUCCAUGGAAAUGCUAUCUUUAUUCAA